UAGACACAAGGUAAAGCGUGUGAUUGGCGCCCCCCCUCUAUCCCCUACCCUCCAAUGCCUCCUUGUUCCUUGGUCAAAUUCCCAAUACCCAAACCACACAUUCUCAUUCCUUCAUUUAAGCGUAACUGUUGCCAUUUUCUCCAUGACCUUCAACCUCCGAAAACCCGACCCGAGAACAAUUCAAGUUCUCUAAGCAACCAUUUCGAUGAACAAAGUCAAGUUCGCUGCCACGUACCCAUCUCUCCCCCUUGGAAUUUUGCUUUCUUUUCUCUCGAAUUAGGUCAGAUUUCAAUCGCGUUUUAAUCUUUUCUGAAAACCCUUUUUGAAUUUUCACAGUCGUCAUUUUCAUCCUCUUUUACGGGUGAUUAGUCCAUUCGAGAAUAUGGUUUUUGUCAAAUGUGCCAUGAAUUUCAUUAGCCCCUUUUGCUGCUGUUAUGUCUUUGUUUCCUCUGUUUUCUCGCUUCAGUUCGAAUUCACCGGUUGUGAUUAAAUGGAACACUUUUUUUUCCUAAAAAGAAAUUACCCUCUUCGAUUUUACAACCAUGGAUUCAGUUCUUGAGUUCUUAUACCCAAAAUUGAUUCUUUUCGUGUUGGGUUUCUGGUCUUCUGUCGCCACCUAUUUGCUUCACCUGAUUCGUUGCUUGACAAGAAUCACUAGCGGUUCUUCAAAGGGUGUAUCAAAUGAUUUGCGGAUCGUAUCAACAGAAGCCAUUGAAGCGAGUUUAAAGGUAACUGAAUCAAACAUGGAAUUUGAAGAAAAACAGGAACUUUUACAGUUUUUAAGUAUAGAAAAUGAUGAUGUUGAUGAAAAAGUAGACGAAGAAGAAGCCCCUGAGUUCUCAUUUACCUUUAAAUUCCCUACCUUUGAAGAAUUCAAUAAAAACCAGAAAGAUUUCUCUGAUUUGCUUAAUUUGAUAGAACCCUUACCUGAAUUCAUCGAUCCAAUCGAGGUUUCAAUGGAAGCUAGUAAAACUGAUACAAAUUCCGACGAUGGAUCCUACCAUGUGUCAGAUAAAGAAGAUCAAACAAAAGAUGAUUUUGAAGAUCAAGGAGUGAACGAUGAAACGAUGGUUGAAAGUCCAAAUGAACAAAAGAUUGAGGAAGAAAAGGAGCAAGAAGAAAUCGAUACUUCCAUGGAAGAAAAACUUCACGAUGAAAGUUCAAUAAGUUCAAGAAAUCUUGAUUCACCUACAAAUGAUCUACAAUUCGAUGAUGGGUUUUUGUCAGAUCUAGACUUUGAAUUACAAUUUGAUGAAAAAGAACAAAAAAACUGGUCAAAACCCGAGUUUUUAUCCGAGAAUGAUUUUAGUACAAAAUCAAGAAAUUUAAAGGGGAAUGAAAAUGAGAAAAGUGCAUCGAAUGAUACGACAAACAAGUUGGAAUCUUUAUGGGAACAUCAGGAAUUGAUUGAGCAAUUAAAAAUGGAGAUCAAAAAGGUCAAAGCUAUAGGACUUCCGACAAUUUUUGAAGAAUCAGAAUCGCCUCCAAAGAUAAUGGAGGAAUUGAAGCCAUGGAAGAUUGAAGAAGUGUAUCAAAAUGGAGGGAAGAUGAGUGAAGUUCAUAAGUUUUACAAAAGUUAUAGAGAAAGAAUGCGUAAAUUCGACAUCUUCAAUUACCAGAAAAUGUACGCUAUAGGUUUCUUACAUUUAAAAGAUCCUCUUGAGUCAUCUUCAAGCUCAAAGUCUUUGGUUCCGGAAAUCACAACACUUCUUAACCAAAGCUUCACAACAACAAAAGGCAAGAAACAUGAGAAUGACCCAACAAUUAAAUUUAUCAAAGAACUACAAAGUGAUUUAGAAGUUGUGUAUGUUGGUCAAAUGUGUUUGUCUUGGGAAAUCCUUCAUUGGCAAUAUGAAAAGGCUUUGGAAAUAUGGGAAUCCGAUCCUCAUGGGAUUCGGCGUUUUAAUGACAUUGCGGAUGAAUUCCAACAAUUUCAAGUGUUGAUCCAAAGAUUUGUUGAAGAUGAAUCGUUUCAAGGUCCAAGAAUCCAAAAUUAUGUCAAGAAUCGAUGCGUUUUUCGUAAUCUUCUACAAGUUCCUGUGAUUAGAGAAGAUCAUUCGAAAAACAAGAAGGCGAAAAGUGAGGUGUUCUAUGAUAUUACAAGUGACACACUUGUUGAAAUUCUCGAAGAAUCAAUACGAAUAUUUUGGCGAUUUGUUCGUGCUGACAAAUAUAAAAGACAAACGCCUAUAGAGUUUCAAAAACCCGAGGAUUCCCAACUUUUCACUGAUCUCCAGAAAGAUUUGCAUAAGAAGGAAAGAAAGCUAAAAGAACAAUUGAGAAGUGGGAAUUGCAUAUUAAAGAAGUUGAGAAGAUGUAAAGAAGAAGAAGAGAUUGAAGAUCAAGUGCUUUACUUCUUUUGUCAAGUAGAUAUGAAAUUAGUGUCGAGAGUGCUACAAAUGUCUAGAUUAACAAGUGAUCAAUUAAUAUGGUGUCAUAAUAAACUAAGUAAAGUUAGUUUUGUGAACAGGAAGAUUCAUGUAGAGCCUUCAUUUUUGCUCUUUCCUUGCUAAUUUUUAGGCCUAAUCCUAACACCCUUGAUGGUGUAUUUUGUUUUAUUAUUUUUAUUUUGUACAUUUUCAGUCAAUGUUUUUGGUAUUAAUAUUGUUACUUUUGCUUCU
Molecule: messenger RNA, 2621 nt
Organism: Lactuca sativa (garden lettuce)
Lineage: Eukaryota; Viridiplantae; Streptophyta; Magnoliopsida; Asterales; Asteraceae
Source: RefSeq, a predicted model, not a curated record